AUGGAUUAUAUUGAACAAUUAUUCAAUUUAUAUCAUACAAGUCAAUCUCUCAGUGCUCGUUUGUUAACAUUAAAGAUUCUACGUGAUCUAUUGAUAUAUUUACCAGAUGAUACGAAUAGAUCUUUUAUUGAAAAUCUAUUAAUGAAAAUUUUAUUUUCUAUUGGUCAACAUUUUAAUUUAUUAGAAACUGAAAAAAUAGAUCUUGAUAUUAUUAUUGAAUUUAUCUAUAUCUAUCGUACGAUUAUAUCAUAUAAUUCAUCAUGGCAAAAGUUCGCAACGAAAUUACUUAUCGAUGCAAUAAAAUCCUGUAUGAAUUUCAAUCUUACAUCGUUAAAAACAGUCGAAUUACAACAAAUGAAUUUCUUUCUUGCAUCAAUAUGUAUCUUAGGUGGUUAUGUUCGACCAUAUUGUUUGGGAUCAACUGUAGAAAUCUAUUCAACUAAUACAGAUAUACAUGAAUUACAAUCUGCAAUUAUAAUUGAACUCGUACAAUAUGCAGCCACGAAUCAAAUUGAAUGGAUUUCAUCGAAUCAAAUACGUAUUAUUGUAGAUGUUCGACCACCAAAUCUCUCACUUUUAUCAAUCGACAAUGCAGUUCAUACUAUACUUGAUACAUUAGGAUUUCUUACACAAACAAUCGAUGCAUCAACAAUUGAUUCAUUAAUAUUAUUAGAUAUAAAAUGUCGUGUCAUAAAAGCAUUAUAUGAUGUAUUGAAUUAUAAACAAGUUAUUGAAAUUUUCAUGCAGAAACCUUAUGCAUCAAUUAUUGCUAAACUAUCGACUUCAAUGAAUUAUUUUGAUUCAAUUCGUAGUACAAUACCAAAUGAUUUACGAUUAUUUAAUCAAUUACAUUUAGAACAAUAUUAUCUAAGUUUAGAUAGAUAUGUAAGAAAAAAUCAAAUAGUAGAAAGCAAGGGUGUGGGUGUGGGUGUGAGUCUUUCUUAUUAUACCCACACCCACACCCACACCCACACCCACACCCACACCCACACCCCACACCCACACCCCACACCAACACCCCACACCCACACCCACAUCCCACAUCAUGGGCGGCGGAGCGGUCUUAGUCUAGGGUAGGCUCAACUUUUAAGCCAAGCCGGCACCGAGAGUCAAUUAAAAGACUUUUUUUUUCGUUUAUAAUGGUAAGCGCUACAGAUUCUCUUGCUAGGUUUAAAUUCCGUAGAAUUUGAUAACUAAAGGAUGGUUCGAAAGUUUCGACCCCUCUCUAUAAAUCGAUAAUAUCUACAACAAACUUAUACAAAGUUAUUGAUCAAAUUGUGUUAUUUUGUAGAGGAAGAUGAGAGUUAUCAUUUGAAAAAAAGAUUUCGAAAUACAUAAAUCUGUUAUAAUGUUAUGAUCAUUUUAGCAGCUUUGAGCUGGCAUCCCACUCCUCUUUUUCCUCCUUUUCUUUUGUUCUUUUAAAAUUCCUCUUUUUAGCCUCUUUUUUCGAAAAAAUCCACUUUUUCCUUUUUUCUCAAGAAGAAGCAGGUCGUUGACAAAAAUAUUCAUGAAUAUAUUGAUUAUUGUACCGUAUCAUACAAAAAUAUCACAUAACAAACUGAUGUGCUGAUCAGUCACAAGUUGUAUAGCUAAGGAAGCUAAAGUAUAUGAUUUUAGUGAUCAACUUCAGCGAUAUUAUAUAUUCAUAAUCGGAACCCAAUUUUUGUAGUUCUCUAGCGGAAGCAAAAGCAUUCAAUUAUGUUUCCAAUAUGAAAUCAUCAUUCUCUCACGAUCUUAACAUGUUUUUGUGUACUCAAAAAGUGAGUACACUCUAAAAUCGGUCAGUGUGUCAGUCCGGCCAUUUACACGAUAGCUUUUGAAAGGAGAGUCCGAUUGCAAUGAAAUUUUCUACACAGUUUAGUCUCAACAAUAUCUCGGUCGAGUUCGAAGAUGAGAAUGAUUCGUCAAGCCGUUCCUGAGUUAUUGGAAAAAUAGUCAUUAUUUCCUAUGCCUUCCUAUGCGAAAAUCGACCUGUUCCCACUUUCGUAAGAAACUUUUCCUAUCAUAGUCAAAUAAACCCCCAACUAUUAUAUACCAUUCGAUAGAGAAUUUCACGAGCUACAAAAUGGUAUGUAAAACAUAAAGAAACAAGAAGACUAACUCACCUAUUGCAAAGAUAAUUAAACGGGAAAUGGUUCUGUUCUUAUCCAUACUCUAGUUGAUCCACAAUUAGAGCUCUGUCUUUCGAUCACAGAGAUGAUAGUUCGAGGUUUUCUGGGUCGGAGAACUCUAAUCCAAGCUCCGUUUGCCUUGAAAUCCUAUUGGUUGAGCAGUAACCAAUAGAAAUCCAGCUAUAGGAAAAAACGACUUUCUUAGGGUAAAUCAAGGCGAAGAGUUCAAAUCUGAGCUGUAUUCAUCUCUAAGUCCUAUUGAUUGAGCAGUAGCCAAUAGAAUUCAAGUGUUUUAUAGAAAAGGUUUGCCAGGAUCAUUUUUACGUCCACACAUUCUAGGAUGCCUCAUCUGUAUCAUUCACUUUUUGAAGUACACAUAACUCUCGGGUUUAAAUCCGAGGUUUCCACAUUUAUUCUGGUUAAGAUCGAUAUGUAAAAUUAUAAUCUCGAGCUCACUUUUCUUGACCACUUUUUUCGGCCCCAGAGAAGCUUGUGAUAUGAAUCUAACAAUAGAUAGGUAACUCGUAGCGUAGCACAUGCUUCAAAGCAAAGAGUUCCUAGGAUGACUAGACUCAGUCUAGAAUUCUGUCAGAUUCAAUGGGAUUUGUUCGGCAAGAUAGCUUCCGAUAGUAUGAUAACAUAAGUUGAAGAUUUCUGCUUAUCAGAAAAUGAAGUAACCCCUCUUCCUCUUCUUCUGAGUUUCUUCGUAUUCAAUCACAUUUUGGAGGUUCGUAUAUCUCCAAACUGUACACAGAGAAAUAUAAUCGUAUACGAAGAAAUACAAAGUAAAACGAAAAGUGUAGAUGAGCUUUGUUUGUCUAUAAACGAUCAUAUUUUUGUGCAUACGAUCACGGAUUUAUACGAUCACAUUACUGGGUGAUAUGAAACGCCGUAUUUCUCCAAUUACGAGCGUGUUUGCUUGACAUGGGUUAAUAUUGACAACGGUUUGAUGAUACUUGGAAGAAAUCGGAUAUGAUGGAAUGCAACAGCAACAAACAGGGGUAUCCGAUAACCAAAAAGUAAGAGAUCAUCCAAUCUACUCAAUACAAGUAAGUCGUUUUAUACAGAACCCAAGAAGAUGAUCAUAUGUCACUGCGAAAAAUUAAGCUUUUUCGAUAGCACGCGGUCAUAUGAUUCCUACAAACCUGCUGUCUGGACACAGUUGCAACCAAUGUAUUAAUUUAUGUUGAGAUAACGGAAAAGUGAAACUGACUUGCAAAAAAUGGUCAAAAUGACGGAAGAAUUGCCGAAAAUUGAAAAAGCGCAAGAAAAACUUUCUUACAUGCGCAACCAUCCGAAAAAAAGGAACAAAACGCAAAAAGGACAUUUAAUGAAUUUUGAUUGUUUCUAUUUCUAUAUACCUACUUAGUUAGACAGUAAUACUAUACUCAGAUACUAUGCAGAUAGAAUAUUUAGAAUAUUUUUCUAAUGUUUUCCGGUUUUCUAAUGGAUAAAUACGCAGCUGCACAAAAAUCUCUGAACAAUUUGGAAGUUUCGUUUUUGUUUUUCUCUUGCAAGUCAUAUUCAAUCUAUACUGAUAAUGUACGAGUUUUGUCGGAUCUAUAGUACUAUAGUGCCGGUGAGUUUUAGUUUUCUUCGAAAGGAAACUGUACGCCUCUUUUUCUCCUCAUUUUUUUAUUAAAAAGGCUCUUUUUUUUCAAGAAUGCUGGGCAUCUUUUUUUCUCUUUUUUUUUUACAAAGUGUUGGUGAGAUGCCAGAUCUAUUUCCAAAUAUUUUUUCACAUGAUAACUCUUAUCUUUCUCUAAAAGAUGACGUAAUUUGAUCAAUAACUUCAUAUUAGUUUGUUGUAGAUACUAUCGAUUUAUAGAGAGUGGUCGAAACUUUUGAACCACCCUUUAGAGAAUUUUAACAACGAACAGACCCUAUCUGAGCCUCUUUUAUCUCCUCAAUCUAAGACGAUUCGAGCCUACUCAAGCUUUUUUAUAUGUUUAAUUUAGAAUAAUUCGAACCUACCCAAGCCUUUAUCUGUCCCAGUUUGAGCCUACCCAAGCCUACCCGACUCCAAUCUAGAGUAGGCUCGAGCCUACCCAGGACUCGUGGCUCCGCCGCCUAUGCCCCACAUCCACACCCACACCCACACCCACCCGCACCCACGUCCACACCCCCAAGAUAGUUUACGAGUAACAUCCAUACCCUCCCCCUCGGCGCUAUAUGCAUACACGUUUUUAAAGUCUCAGUUCUAAUAGUAACUCGCAUCCGAUCGAGGGAUACUUUUCAACAGUAGUAUCUCGUAAAUUUUAUACAUAUAAAACUCUCAACAGUUUGCUUUAUCACUCCCUUUACAUUUUUGAAAUUUACAUAUUAUUUAUUAAGAAUGGGAACAAAAAAUUUAGUAAUAUGUUGUCAUAUGAAACUUUUAGAUUACUCUUCAGUCAAUUUAUAUUCAUUCAUGAUUUCGGAAAUUGUUUUCUUUGCUUCUUUCUCAUUCAGAUCUUUAAUCGAUUUUUCGUAAUCCAAACGAUUUGAUAUGUACUGAGCACCCAUCACUGCAGAAAGAGCAUAAUUUGGAUUGGGAUAACGUAUUAAAUUGAGUAUCUCUUGAAAUACAAUCCGCAUUGUUGUUUGAUGAGUCCAUUUGCUUUGUAAAAUAUCAUGACAGAUGCGACCAUCCUCAUUUAUAUUGCAAUGAUAAAUAGGUGUUAUGAAGCGUAUAUUAGGUGGCUGAAAAGGAAAGUCAGAUCGAAACUCCACUGACAGCAACCAAUGAUAGCCAGCAUAUGGCGUACCAUCAGGUCCCUUCAUAAUAACUUUCCAGAAGAGUGAAUUUUCUUGCGUUAAAAACACAGUAAAAUUAUCUAAAGAUGACUUUUUCAAAUCAUCAAGUUCCUUUAGUAUCCGACGAUUUGACAUGGCCGACGCUUGACCUAUAUUUAUUUUUGCGUUUCUAACGUUAAUGGCAGAUUGAUAAAGCUUUUCUGUUGAACGAAUUUCCGGUUUUUCAACUUUUACAUGUGACUUCUCAUCACGUAAGCAAACCAUAAGUGAUGCUUCGCGUUCAAAUAACUUUGCCAUCUCCAUUUUAUCAUAAGGCACAUUUAUAUAGUAGAAUCCUUUUGUAGCCUCACAGAGUUGAACUAGGUUUGAUGAUUCAUGUUUCAUAAAUGCAAUGGUAUCGAAAACAAUCUUUUCAUUUUUUAAUUUCGAUUUAAUUGUUCCAACUGAUGCUUUUACGCUGCUAUUGUCUUCACCAUCUGAAAAACAAACAAUGAGAGAACGACAUUCAGUACUCAAUUGCUUUUCGUUAUCCUUGCGAAAGCUAGUAAUUGAUUGAAUAGCCAUUUCGAUAGCAUCAUACAUAGGAGUCGUAUUGCCACAUGUUGGUAGAUUGCUUGAUGCCUUCUCAAGCUGGCUCAGAUCUUUCGAGAUUGGACAUUUUUGAUUAAUUGGAAUGCCAGCAGCACCGAAAUAUAUAAGUCCAAUAGCUUGUGGAAAUCGAUAGCCAACAAUUUUAUCACACCAUAUGCCAAGUGCAAUAGUACUAAGAUCAAGUAAGCUUUGCUGGUUGUCUCGUUGUUUUCCUACCAUUGACUUCAUUGAACUACUAACAUCGAAGAGCAAGACAGUGAUCUGUUUGAUAAGUUGUGUGUCUUCUAAACUUUCUCGAACAGGAAAAUAAGAAUAUUGGUUCAAGUCUUCAUCAUUGGCAAUAUCGUCCUUUUUGAAAGUAUUUCGUGAUUGAUCCCCGAAAGGAUUAAAACAUUUAUAAUUAUCUCCACUUUUCUCUUGUUCAAUCAGAUAGACAACAUAAUUACUUUUUAGUAGGACGAACUGAUUAUAUUUCGUUUUGUCAAAAGUCGACGGCUUUGCAAAUGUGAAUUGACGAUAAAUACAGUUUUGUCUCAGAUGAUUAUGAAUAUUUUUAAUUUCCUCUUCUGAAAGCAUAGGUACUUUUAAUCUCUGUUCAAACACAUUACCAAUAGAAAACAUAUUGUUCUGUUCAGUGGGAACCCAUAUGCGAUAAUUUCUGCAAAAAGAAAAACAAUAAUUAAAACUAUCGAAAUUAGAAAGUAUUUUAUAACUUACUUAAAAUAUUUUUUAAUAAUAUCUUUAUCUGAUUGUUGUUUUAUCCAUGCAACAAGAGCAAUUAAAUCAGAUUGACGCACAAAAUUCCUAUUGAUUCUCUCUUCGUUCUGUGCAUCGAUCAACUCCUUGAUGCUAAAUCGAUCAUCGGCAUUUGAUAGAAUUUGAACAGAUUGGUAGCAAUCGAAUUUUGUUAAAGAAUGCUGUGUACUUUCGAAUAAAUGAUAAAAAAUAUGAGGCGUGUACAGGAAGACAUCACUAUCUUCCACCAUAGAUUGUGGAAGUAUUUUCCGAAAUAGUCGAAAGAAUGCUUCACUAACGAGUUGUUUCUCGAAUAGAAAACAUUCUCCUUCUAGCAAAUGAUAUAAUGCCAGACAUGCUGGUGGAAACAGAAAUUGACGAAGAAGAAGCAGAAAGUUAGAAAUAUGAUUAAAGUUGAUUGCAUCGAUUUCUGACUCCGAUGGACUUAAAAAUGCAAUCUUCAGAACUCUCAAUGAAAUAAGGAAUAUUGACAUGGCCAUUUUGUUUUGUUUCACACAACCUAAAGGUUGCCAAAAAUCGUCAGCCAGAAAUAUUUCACAUUCUCCUGCUUUUUGGUAAUUAAGAUAGUGUGUUUCAAAUUGACGUUGAUAUUCAAAUAGAUAAAAAUCUGGAACUUUGUUUUGGGACUCGUUAUUGCGUUUAUGCAGCUUCAAGUAACUUGUAAGUAAUUCUUUCGAUUUCCAAAGGUGCAUACGAUGAUUGAAGAGAAUUGGAAAAGUUUUGAUAAACGAGAAUUUCUCAUCAGUAAGAAGUUUAGAAAAUAAAUCCUCAAGAGUAGCAUUUUCGUUCAUAUUAUAUUCAAACUGUUCACCAGCCAAUGUUUGAAUACAAAUACUUAUAGAAGCUUGAGAUAUGCUUUCUUCCAAUCGAAGCUCGGUGCCUGACUUGAGACCAUAUUCAUGAAUUGUCCUUGAUGGUAACAAUCGAUCGUUGUUAUAAAACAGACUGAAGGACUUAGUCGUAUCACUGUCAAAAUCUUCCUUGAGCAUAUUAAUGAAGUCUUUAAUCUUCAUAUCAGAAGCAGGAGUCGGACAUCUAUUUGAUUGUCCACGAUAUAUUAUAAUCAAGUAGUUAUCUGCCAUUUUCUAUUUGAAAGACAGAAAGGAAAUCGAGUGUAAAAAGUAAAUCUGAAAAAUCGUUAAUAUAAAUUUAUAACGUAAGUAAAAGAUCUCUCUACUGGACACCUUUCGAAGCGAUGAAAGGCUUUUAAAUGGUUUGUAGAGAAAGAGGGAUUGGACUCGUUCACGAUGAUUUACACCAUCGAUUGAGAUUUUCCCCUUGCUAUCAUCGAAUGAAAACUAAGAAUGGAUGAAAAAGUACUGGAGUGAGUGAAGAACGUGGAUAUAUAUAUAUAUAUACAGGUAAAUGUGCGAGUUUGAAUGAUUGGGAUAAAGGGACAUUUUUCGUCCAAAGUGCAAUUUGGUAAAAAUCGUCAUUAAUGGAAAAAACCUCGUAUUAAAAAAUGGAAUAAACCAUAAUAAGAUGAUUUGUGUUAUGUUGAUGACGUCUUUCACAAAAUCUCACCUGUACGGAGGGAUUUUUUCUCAUAGAAGUAACAGAAUGAGUGAAAUGAGUCAUGUCAAUGGGUGCAGAUGUAGAUAAACGUAGGAGUUUUGAUGAUUGGAAUAAGGGAAAAUAUUUGGGCGAACUUGCAAUUUGGUAAAAACCGUCGUUGAUAAAAAAAACCACUAUGUUCACUAUAUUCAGAUAUGUACUACUGUAGACAUAAAUAAGUUUCUUGGAAGUGAAUAGAAGGCAAUGAAUUUUGAAUUCUGUCGAAUUAAUGGAUACGUUAUCACAUUCAUCCUCGCGUGUACACUAGGAAGAGUGGCCCAUGUAAAAAUUUUUGGUUAAUAUAGGAAACCUUGUGAAAUGAAAAUUUGUGAAAAAUUUAACGACUUUGCUUUGGAUAAGUCAGUAGACUCUUCAUGAUUUUUCAAAAGAGAUUUUAUUUCAGAAACGCAUGAAAAUACAUAAAAUAUACAAGUUGUUGGGUAAAUGUCUAAUUAGAGUUCAAAAACAAAUAGAAAAAAAAACAGUGUACCCAUGUUAUAACAACAAAAAGACUGCGACAGUAGUGUCCAAGGACUGAGAAAUAGGAAUUCCUAAUUAGCAGAGGAAUUGUCAGUGUAGUUAUGAUAAUUCCUUGGGGAAAUAGGAAUUGACCAUUAUUUCCAUCACAGUUCCCUCAUUCAUGAAAGUCAAGAUAAUGCUUUUUUUGCAAUAAUUUUCGUACUCAUACGUUCAUGUGCACAAAUUUCUUGAUGAAAACGAGUGUAAGAGUAAUAAGUACCGUGAAUAUUGUAUUUUUUUAAUUUUAGUAUUCAAAGUAAUGUCAGGGAACUGCGUAGGAAUUCCUAUUCCUCAGUCCUUGGACGCCCCUCGUUACAAGGCAUUUGUGGUACCUUUUAAAAACUGAAAAUUUCAAUCGUUAAUCGACUCACAAUUUUUUUGUGAAAUAUGCAUUUUUAAUCUGCAGACUUUGCUCUAUCUAACGGUAAAAGAAUCAAUUUUCUAACACCUUGUCCAGGCUCACAAUCGAGCCCGACAUUUGUGCCAAGACUUUUGCAUCAGUCGUUAUAUAUGUACAGCUACAGUCGCAUCCGAAUCGUACUGUUUUAGUUGACUUUUAAUCAAAGAAUAAACCAUGGUUGUGUCAUUUUAUUUGUCAAUACUUUAUAUGAAUUGUCUCAGGAUUUUCAGUUCAAGCGGGAUUAUUUGAAACUGAACUGAGUUUAAUUCCAUCAUAAGUAAUAUACAUUGAAGAGUUUCGCUUGACAACUAAUCAUAAAAUAUGACUGUAGUUUCAGUCACUAGUGGUUUAUUUCGUGCAGAAUAAAGUUUUAAACUUCAGUUUUGUUAUUAAAGACUGUGAUGUGGGUUUAGAUGCGGAUAUGUGGGUCUUUAGAUCUCACUUUCGGUGUGGACAUGUAUUUUUUUUUUAUGUCCAAAAACAAUGUAUUAUCAACACCCACAUCCCACAUUCACACCGAUACGCACUCACCUACACCCCACAUACACAUUCCC
Messenger RNA from Rotaria sordida, 9221 nucleotides. The record is from the annotation of a GenBank genome assembly. Lineage: Eukaryota; Metazoa; Rotifera; Eurotatoria; Philodinida; Philodinidae.